AAAAAUAAUAAUAAUUGUAUAUAAAAUGUUUGCCACUUUCUUGGUGUAAAUUCAAUAAUAAAAAUACAAAUACCUAAUUUGGCACAAAUGUUUAUCUCAAUUUAAAGUACAUAUUUCUUUCUUUUUGGUUUUGGAGGUCAGAUUAGAAGUAACAAAAUAACACUAAACUAAAAUUCUACAAAAUGGAUACCUUUCGCUUUAGACGCUCAUCAAUAUCCCGUUUUGGGUCUAUUGGUAAAAAUGAACCCUUAAUCGUAGUCGAUGAAUCACAAAUAGUUGAAGAAGAUGAUCAGGAAAGUUCAGAGACGCCAUCACAUAAAGCCAGCUUGGACAUAGACUCACCAGUCAAUCCAUAUCUACUUUCGCCAUGGCGUGACCCAAGAGAAUCCCGUAAGCAUUCUCUGCCAUCACAACAGGUAACCGAGGGUAUAACGGCCAGUCAGGUAAGACGUCUUUCAGAACGAGGUGGAGAGGGUUCUGGACCAUCACCUAAGGAAGCCGCUUUCCUUGCAACACUCUCACAAGCGCCUGCACCAUCGGGUAGACGACAUUCCGUUGUUACUAUAUCCAAGGUGCCAGCUACGAUAUUUGGACGUUCGCGUCGAGAAUCGGUGGCAGCAUUUCCUUCUAACAACCGCAUCCUAAACUCGAGGAGGGAGAGCAACACCUCAACUGGUCCACCAUCUACGGAUCCAAUAGGUAGUAUACAUAAUUUACAAUUGGACAUCAUGGAUGAUAUUGUACAAUCUCGUAAAGCACGCAUGAAACUUUGGACAACGAGCAAUGAGAAAGUGUGUGAAGUGGAAACUCUUACAGAGGGCGGCACAACACCGCAGCGCUACACCAAUCGUCGUUAUUCCGAAUGUGUCUCGGGUCAAGCUACUCCAUCGCCCAACUUCCGUAGAGCCUCCGAACUUCCCGCCAGCGUUUCACCCUGUGUUACACAACCCACCAGCAAUCGUUCGUCCACCAAACGCAGCAAGGGCACUGGAUUAUUGGGCAGCCGAACAGAUAUUACUUCUAUUUUCAGCUCCCUAACAUCAUCGGCUAUUGAAAUACACAAGUGUGAAGAUACACCUCCUUCUUCUGUGGCUGGUGGACCUAAGUCUAAAACUAACUUAACCACUAAUCAGACAGCUGCUAGCAGUUCGAAUCUCCUAGAUCCCAAUGCAGGUCGCUCAACACGUUCGAACAGUUUUGAUGUCUCUAUACUCAACAAUGCAAAACAAAUGGUAAGUGAUGCUCAGGAUAAUAGUUCAGCUGCUAUUUCAGGAUGGUUUGCCCAGCGUCAUGAGCCCAUGGCACGCAAAAAGAGUAUAAGAAGUAAGAGUACAGCCAUGGCACUCUCCAAAGAAAUGAUAGAAAAAUUACAAACCAAAGAUCCAUUGCGUGAGAGUAAACCCAAAUUGAAACCACGUAGCAAACAAAAAAGUUGGACAGAUCAUACAAAGGGGACCAUAGUGGAUGCAACCGUUAUUGGCUCAGCUAUAGAAGGAUUUUUACGUAAAAACUCCGCUUCUGGACCUUCGGGCAGUGAAGCGGCCUCAACAUCUCGUUCAAAAUCUACCAAAGGAGCCGUACCCAAAGAUUAUGGCUCGUCACGACGCACACGUACAACACCACAAGCUCAAGCUGCCAAUGCAGUACGUUCUACUUUAAAUUGGUUCGGAAAGGGUGAUGAGGAUGAUUCGAAGGAUACCUGUGAUGCUUCACUUUGUUCCACCUUAAAAGAUUUAUUUGUUAAAUAAUUACCGGGGAAUUCUUUAUUUCGAUUAAAAUAAUUUUGAAUAGUUUACUAUCUCAACACGCACUCUAAUAACCAAUUACUUUUCAACUAUUUUUUAAGGGGUAAGUUAAUUUAAAAUUUUAUUUUCUUAAUAUUGUGUAUAUGAUUAUUAAAUUAAAAAUAAAAGUGGGGUCCGGCAAUAAAUAUGAAUGAUUGAAAGCUUUAGCUUAAUAAAACAUUAUAACAAAUGUUAAGUCAAAAAUACAAAAACAGUAGUACGAAUUAAAUUAGUUUAUAAUUAAUACAUAAGAAUAAGCUACAUAAAUACAUAUUUUUCAUAUAAAAAAAACGAAAAAAUCAUAUUGAAAGUUAUUUAUUAUUAGUAUUAUACAGAAUUAUUGAAACAUAAAAACCAGUAACUUAUUCACAUUAAAAUUGUUAAUAUGUCUGUAGAUUAUUUUUAUUUUUUAAUUUUAAGAAACAUAUACAUUAGUAAUAAAACAUAGUAGUAGCAUAUAAAAUUAUAAACAUGAAGCAAAACACUAUUAAUUGCACAGUGCGUCUCAUUGUCUUUGGUUUUUAAGAUAAAAACAUGGAAUUGCAGUCUAAAAAUAAUUUCGACCACAUCCCUUAAAUUUAUUUCCUUUAUUGUCAAAAUAGGGUUUUGUGUGCAGUGCAUAGCUAACUAAUUCAGAAUAAAGCUACUGAUAGUAGGGAAAGAAUCGGUCUUCCUGUAUUAUAGUAGAGACAAAUUUUAAUGGACUUGUUAUUAGUAUAAACUAACUCAGAACAAAGUUACUGAUAGAAGAGAGAAAAAAGAAGGUUCUAUUCAGAACAAGUCAGCUAGACAAUACUAUUACAUAAAGUAGUAAAUACUUGCUUGGAAUGUAUUCUAUUCAAUGGAAUAGGACAUUUUCAAGCAAUUUGAUUAAUUCAUAGUAUGUCCAUAUGUCACGUAACGCUCUAAAAAUAGUUAGAUUAAAGUUAAUAAUUUCUAUAGAUUUACAGUGGACUGACUAGUCAAUGGGUUAAUCAAAAUACUACAAAGUAAAGUAGAAAAGAGAUUUGUCGAUUGAUAUGUCAAUAGACUUAUAAAUAUACCAGGUGCACUUGUCAUCAAACAUGCUAUUGAAUUACUAAUAGACUGUUUUAUUAUUAAUCCAUAGACUAGUUUAUAAUCUUGUUCAUUAAGUAGCUAAGUAAUGAAUUACAUGGCAAUUGUCGAUUAGAAAGUCAAAAAUCUAGUUAAUACACAAGUCGGUAGAUAAGAUCAUUCACUGACUAGUAAAUAGACUAGUUCGUGGACUAGUCAAUAAGUCAAAAACGCUCCAAACGUAAUAACAGUUUUCUGCAUAUAAAAUAAGUUUCAAUUGUAAUAUUAACUGCAAUCCUCUUUUUAAUUUUUAAUGCCAAAGGGAAAUUGUAACCACUGUGCAUUCUCAUGAUGUUAAAAGUAUUAAUGUUAACUUGUUGUAUAUUCAACAGGCUCAAUAUCAUUAUUAAUCAUACCUUCCACAAAAUUAAUUUCGAUUUUUUUUCUCCUCAUACAGGAUGUAAUUUUAUUAUUUUAAUUAUGGGAAAUAAUUUUAAAAAUUUUAUAUCAUACGAAAUUCCUCAAGCAGACAUUGUAGUACAUCUAGUUAUAGCCAACCAUUGUAAUAUAUAACAAGUUUCCAUAUAAUUGUUAAAUUUAUUAUACACAUAUAAAAAAAUUCUCCCAACAGCAAUAUUACAAAUGCAACAAUAAUAUAAAAAAUUACUAAAAUAAAAUUCCUAAUUAUUUUUAUACCUCAAUGUUUG
This is a messenger RNA of Lucilia cuprina (Australian sheep blowfly), 3526 nucleotides long. RefSeq lists its product as uncharacterized. The transcript is spliced from 5 exons. Lineage: Eukaryota; Metazoa; Arthropoda; Insecta; Diptera; Calliphoridae. The record is from RefSeq and is a predicted model, not a curated record. The coding region runs from base 183 to 1748 and encodes 521 amino acids.